This is a messenger RNA of Prorocentrum cordatum, 995 nucleotides long. The record is from the annotation of a GenBank genome assembly. NCBI's taxonomy places the organism in Eukaryota, Dinophyceae, Prorocentrales, Prorocentraceae.
GUUCAAGUUACUAUCAUCAAACUUUGCCGAACACAUCAGCACUUGUACAAGACGUCGAUGGAUCGCAUGGACCGUUCUCCCGCUGGCGGGGUGCAGAAGCAGGCGCGCUUCGCAUCCCCGGGCAAGGCGAUUGCGAAAGAGUGGAGGAGGUGGAGGUGGACCAGGAUAAGAACAUGAACAUGGAAAGCACGUUGAAGGUAAUGAUGAAGGACAUGAAAGAGAUGAAGGGUAUGAUGCGCAAGAGCGUUAUGAUAUUUCAGGAGGCGCGCGACGAGGCAAGGUCCGCGAACCAGGCCGCGCUCGCGGCAAAGAUGACGGUCAGCAGCAUCGAGGAGGACGUGAAGAGCAUGAAGGGGGAGAUGGUGGCUCAGGAGGAUAUGAAGAAGAGGGCGAAGGCAAUCGGCAAAGUCACCACAGAGGAGGAGGUCGCGCAUAUGGUCGAAGAGUAUUUGCUCAAGUUCGGCGUUGCUCCGAGCCGUCACCCGGCGAGCGCAAUGGCGGCAGAGUCGUGCCCGGUGGUCACGGGGGUUCUCAAGCAGUACAUGUCGGGCUGGAUGCGCAAGCUGGUCCAAUCCCUUGAUGUGUAUAAGAAGGAUUGGGAAGGGGAGGAGUUCAAAGGGAUCGCAUUCGUGAAGUUCGCGAGCGCGGUCGGUGCGCCCAUGGGCCCGAAGGGGUCCGAGCGCCUGUGGUGCGACAUCGAGGCCCCCGUCGAGAAGCGGGCGCGCAUGGUUUUUGUUGUCCGCCCGCUUCGGAACCAGCUCGUCGAGUGGAAGUUCGCAGCGUCCCCAGUCAGGGUGGGCAAAGACACGCGCGCCUUGAAGGUUAAGGGCGAGCCAGUGGCGAAGCCCAACGUCACCAGCAAAAAGUUCGACGUUGAUUGGAUCAGCGACGACUGGGAGAAGUGGAAUGAUCCCCAACAGUCUCCACAGCUCCGCGCCAUCCUCCAGAGCGCGCGCGAUCGCCUGGCCAGGAGCAGGGAGGGGAUGGCGAAGGGG